AUGGAAUAAAUUCAAUAAUUUUUAGCAAGCUAGAAAUGUCAGAGACAUCAAAAACAAUUGAGCAAAAUAAUUUGUGAAAAUUCAGAAAAAAUAACAUUAUAAUCAUGCAUUCUAUGUGUUGAUUGUGAAAAAGAAGUUCCUAAUUCGUUAACAAUUGGUUUACCUGAGUUUAUAAGAGUGUGUAACAGAAAUAACUAAAAUUUCGUACCUAUUGAAGUUUGUUUCAGAAGAUUUGAUAAUAUUUUGUAAUUAUUGAAUGAACUCUAAUAUAAGUUUAUAAAUUAGAUAUAAGGAGUUAAAAAAUGUAUAGAAUAAGAAAAAAUUGCCUUAUAUUAAAUGACUUUAGAAAAUCAAAUUAAACAAAUCAUAAGGGAUGAAAACCCUUAAAGCUAAAUCAUUAGUAAUGAAAUUAAUAAAAUAAAUAUAAAUUUUACAACGAAAAUUAUUUAGAAAUUAGACAGUUUAUAGAAUUUGGAAGAAUAAAAAAAAUGCAUAUAAGAAAUUGAAAAAUUGAGAAGAGAUUUUGAUUUAUAAUAACAAAAUCCAUAAUAAUAAUAAUAAGAAUUGCAAUAAUAAAGUUAAGGUUUUAUACACUUAUAUAAUAGUAAUUAGUAAUCAGAAACAUGCUAUUCAAUUUCAUUUAAUCAUAGUAAUUCACUUAUGAUUUCUGGAUGUGAUAAUUCUAUUAAAUUGUGGGAAUUUAAAGCAGGAUAAUUAAAUCUGAUCAAAAAUUUAGAAGAACAUCAAGAAGUUGUCACUAAUUUGUUAUUCAGUAGCAUUUCAAAUAAUUUUGUUUCUGGUUCAAUAGAUGGUCAUUUGAUAUGUUGGUCUUAUCUUUAGCAAAGCUAAAUAAAAAAGUCAUAAACUUAUAAAUCCCACAAAAAAGGAAUAAGCUGCAUGAUUUUGAAUAAGAAAGAAAAUUUAUUAUUUACAAGUGAUAUGGAUAAAUAUAUCAUCAUUUGGGAUGCAGAUUUGAGUAGCAAUUUAUUAUCUAUUCAUCAAGUAUUAGAUAAUCAUACUAAGUAAGUGAAUGGACUCAGUCUAAAUGAAUCUGAAAAUAUUUUGGUUUCUUGUGGUUUAGAUAAAUAAAUUAUAGUAUGGUAAAAAGUAUCAGAUUAAUGGAUAUUUAAAAAAAAUGUUAAUUAAUAAAGUUAUGAUUUAGGAACCAGAAUUAAAUUUAUCAAUAAUGAUCGAUUUUUAUGGGUUUCAGGAUCUAUGAAUGGAUAAGAUUAUUUAUUCGAUUAUUAAUUUAAUAUUUAGAAUGAUUAUAUCCAGAAAAGGAAUAAGUCACUCUUAUAAGAAAAAGAUUCAAAGGAUAGCCUUUUCUUCCCUAUUUUCUUUAAUAAAGAAAAAAAUAUUGUUAUAGUAAAACACAAACUUUAUAUUUAUCUUUAUAAAAAAGAUGAUCAAGGGUUAUUGAAUUCACUGCAUUUAAAGAAACUAAUUACUAAUGACACAUUUGGGGCAAUAACAAGUGAUGGCUAAUUUUUAGUUUCUUGGGAUUAAUCAAACUAAAGAUACGAAGUUUGUAAAAUCAUAAUUUGA
Molecule: messenger RNA, 1545 nt
Organism: Paramecium tetraurelia
Lineage: Eukaryota; Ciliophora; Oligohymenophorea; Peniculida; Parameciidae
Exons: 1
Biological process (GO): iron-sulfur cluster assembly
Cellular component (GO): cytosolic [4Fe-4S] assembly targeting complex
Molecular function (GO): protein binding
Source: RefSeq, a predicted model, not a curated record